Messenger RNA from Lates calcarifer (barramundi perch), 1325 nucleotides. RefSeq names its product lectin, galactoside binding soluble 3b (gene lgals3b). The coding region runs from base 248 to 955 and encodes 235 amino acids. Lineage: Eukaryota; Metazoa; Chordata; Actinopteri; Centropomidae. The record is from RefSeq and is a predicted model, not a curated record. Gene Ontology annotation, molecular function: IgE binding; carbohydrate binding; laminin binding. Gene Ontology annotation, cellular component: nucleus; immunological synapse. The transcript is spliced from 7 exons. Gene Ontology annotation, biological process: negative regulation of endocytosis; macrophage chemotaxis; monocyte chemotaxis.
CAAAUACACACACACUGACACACCCAUACUGUGUGUGUGUGUGUGUGUGUGUGUGUGUGUGUGUGUGAGAAGGGUGUGGCUCCAGGGCUUAAAGCCGCUCCUGGUUCCUGCAGAGUCAGUGAGUGUCUGCAGCUCUCAGGUGAACUCAGGUUCCUGUUUCCUGUCGUUGAGUCGGGACUCGUUGACCACGCCCAAACACACACGCUGUUUAAAGCUCCUGUGAGUGUGUGUUUCACAGAGCAGCAGCAUGGACCUCUCAGACGCUCUGGAUGGUUGGCCCUCUGGUGGCAACCAAUCAGGAGGUGGUGGCCCAUGGCCUGGACAACCCUCCAAUCCCACCUGGCCAGGUCAGCCCACUAACAACCCCACCUGGCCUGGAGGUCAGUCUGGAGGUGGACCCAUGUGGCCUGGAGGAAACCCCAGCCAGCCUGCCUGGCCCUCCCCCUCCCCACAACCCUCAGCACCUGGAGGAUGGCCCAGUCCUGCACCUGGACCUGGACCUGGACCCACCAUCCCCAGUGCCCCCCAACAGAAUCUGGCAGUGCCGUACUCACAGAUGCUGCCCAGUGGAGUUUAUGACAAACUCCUGAUCACCAUCGCUGGAACCAUCAAACCCAACGCUGACAAGAUCACAGUGGAUCUGUCCACAUCGAGUGACCUGGCCUUCCACUUCAAUCCUCGCUUCAAUGAGGGUGGCCAGCAGGUGAUCGUCAGGAACAGCUGCAUUGGCAAGAAGUGGGGCAAAGAGGAGAGAGAACUGCAGCGUUUUCCCUUCGCCAAGGGACAGUCGUUUGAGAUGAAGAUCCUGUGCACCAACAGGGAGUUUAAAGUGGCCAUCAACAACUCUCACCUGCUGGAGUACAAACACCGGAUCACCAACCUGAGUGCCAUCAACAAACUCAACAUCUACUACGACCUCACCCUGUCCAAGGUCCACAUGGAGACCUUGCCCUGAGACAGAUCACCAGAUCCAUCACCAAAUCCAUCACAGAAUGAAGGGUUGGGGGAGGGUGGAUCCAUCUGUCUACAGGGGAUCGUCAAUUAAUUCAUAAGAAAUCCAACACUAUACUAAUACUAUAUAUAUCAUAGAUAGAAGGAUCUACUGGGGAUCCACCAGAGAGCUAAUGUACAUCAUCUGUAGAUCAUCAUUUUCUAAAAUAGGCAGAUUCAUCAGAUUCCUUCCAUAGAUCUACAAAAGAUUUUCCAUAGAUUCUGUAGAUCCAGAGAAAUUGAUCAGUAAACAAUCAUCCUCAGUGGAUCCUUUUGUAAUAGUCUCUUUUUGUACUCAGGUGACUCAGAAAUAAAGGCUUUAUCUUUAACCACCA